UUUACCGACGUUCUUGUUUCUCCAAAGAGCCACUUGAAGAGAAUGCCAGUAACCAAUGCGCUUGCCUCAUCACCUAGUCUGUAAUUCUAAACGGUCGUUAUUCCUGUGGAAUUUGAUGAUUCGAGCCUCUACAAGGGAUGGGGAAUUCACAGGAACUCUUGAAAUUUACUCUUCUAUGUUUAAAUCUGGGGUUUGCGGCAGUAACUUCACGUUUCCUUUGAUUUUAAAGGCCUGUGGGAAACUUGGUUCGCUAAGAGAUGGUACAAAGGUCCAUGCUCAUACAUUCCUGAUGGGUUACGAUAAUGAACUCUUUGUACAAACAGCCUUGAUCGACAUGUACGGUAAAUGCUCAAAUUUGGCUGCUUCCCGUCAAUUAUUUGACGAAAUGCCUGUCAAAAGCUUGAUUUCUUGGAAUUCAAUGAUAUCAGCCUACUGUAAUUAUUCUUUGAUCAAUGAAUCAUUUAAGUUGUUGAAGCAAAUGCAAGUAAUUGGUCUGCAACCAAGCUUGAGCACUUUCGUGAGCAUUGUCUCUAGUUGCUCUGGCUCGGGUUCUGCCAUCUGGCAUGCCUUACUGAUACACUGUUACAGUAUUAAACUUGGGUUGGAUUCUGAUUUGCACCUUUCUAAUUCAAUUAUGAGUAUGUACGUGAAGCGUGGUGAUAUCAAUGCUGCUCUUUCUAUCUUCUAUUCGAUGGCUGAGAGAUCAGUUGUUUCCUGGACGACAAUAAUUGGCUGGUAUGUGGAUAGGGGGAAUAUUGCCGAGGCAUUUGAUAUUUUUAAACAGAUGCGAAAAAAAGAGAUUGGUUUGGACUCCGUUGUGUUCAUCUAUCUUACUUCAGGUUGCCUCCAAGUGGGGACAGCAUCAAUGGUUUCUUCGGUUCAUGCUCUGAUACUCAAAACUGGGUGCAAUUAUGAAGAACCAAUUCAGAGCUCUCUUAUAAGCAUGUAUGCAAAUUGUGGUGAUCUUAUAUCUGCUCAAAGGGUUUUCAAUUUAGCAGAUCAGAAAAGUAUAGUACUAUGGACGUCAAUGAUUGGUGGAUAUGUCUACUCUGGUCAUCCAAGUGAAGCAUUGAAUCUCUUCAAGAAUUUGUUGAUGACAAGCAUUAGGCCGAAUAAAGUAACACUAGUUACUGUACUCGCAGCUUGUGCCAAUUUGGGGGCACUGAGCGUGGGUGAAGAAGUUGUGGGCUACAUUAUGUUGAAUGGGUUGGAAUCAGACUUGUGCAUUCAGACUGCAUUAAUUCACAUGUACUGCAAAUGUGGAAGCAUAAUGAGGGCAAAAGAAGUAUUUGAUAGGGUCCCUAACAAAGAUCUAGCUGUCUGGAGUUCCAUGAUAAAUGGUUAUGCCAUCCAUGGCAGGGGAGAAGAAGCUUUAAAUCUCUUCUUAAACAUGCAGAAAGAAGAGGGAAUCAAGCCAGAUGCAGUUGUAUACACAACUGUGUUAUCAGCUUGUAGCCAUUUGGGCUUAGUUGACGAUGGUCUGAAGUACUUCCAUUCUAUGCAGAGAGAUUAUGGAUUAGAACCUAAUAUAGAACAUUAUUCAUGUUUAGUGGAUCUUCUUGGUCGAGCUGGGUACUUGGAUUUGGCUUUGAAAACCAUCCAAGAGAUGCCUUUGCAUGCACAAAAGGCUCAAGUUUGGGCUCCAUUACUUAGUGCAUGCCGAACCCAUCACAACAUUCAGCUUGGGGAGUUUGUAGCUAAGAAAUUGUUUGUUGCGGAGCCUCAAACCACUUGUAAUUACAUAUUAUUGGCUAAUACAUAUACAUCUGUCGGAAAAUGGACAGAUGCAGCGGCAAUGAGAAGGUUGAUUAAUGAAAAAGGAAUGGUGAAGGAAGCUGGGUGGAGCCAGAUUGAGGUUAAUAAUUCGGUCUGAUUCAAGAGCCUAUUGGAGAUCAGUCACAUCAUUGAUCGAUCCUUUGAGUUUUCUGAGGACCUAGAAAAUCUAAAUGAAGGUCAGAGAUCCACUUGGUGUGUUGCAAAAAACGUAGUUGCGAUGCACAAAUUUGAGUAGGAAGAGGAUGCAUUUAGAUCACCAGUAUGUUGUCUUAUGUUUAUAAUUUACUUAUUGCUGAGUCAUGUCCUACUAUGAGAAUCAUGAAGAAUUGGUGGACUUUCGUGGUGAUUGUCACUGUGCACUAAAGGUUAUUCUUCAUUAUCACCAGCUGCAUCCCUUUGUGUUAGAUGGCCACUGAUGCCGUGGGCCACAAAACCUUCACACGCAUCGACACGCCGAGGGAGGCAACCUGUUUGAUGUCAGAACCGAUCUCUCAACUUGUUGAGCGAUCCGCGCUUGAAGAAAAGUGGCUAUAGCUUGCUGUACUUCGCGCACAAGUAGAGUGAUCGAAAAACUGGAGGGCCCAGUGAGAGCCCACUGCAUUGGCAACAAAAUGGUGUCUGCGGGAUGAGAACCCUACACCAGCUGAGAUCCUUUCAUGCGCACGGCUUACUGAAAUUCAUUAGCAACUUUGUGACGGGGGCAACCAUGGACUAUGUAACAAGAUUAACAAAAAAGCAUGGAUUGAACGUCUCUAGCUUUGAAAACCCAUCAUGUAAAAUUAGCUAUAAUAGCGCAGUAGAAGCCCUAAAUUAGCUAAGCUAAGUGAGCUCUUUAGCACCCUAUGGCGCUGCUACUGUGAUGCUCAGUGGAAGGUAUUCCGUCAGGACAGCUGUUGCUUCGAUUUCGCUUCUUUCAAAGUGCACUGCACUGACUACACAAACUAACGGCACUAAAGCUUUAACUGACCCUGUCCACAUGAAAAGAAAGACUACAUAGGGCCUCCUCAGCCCUGGCCUGCUUCAAAGGCCAUUCUUUUCCUACCCCGCUCACUGAUCAAAGAGAUGGAGAGAACUACAUGUUUUGGAAUUUGCUUUCAUCUGUGAUUAUUUUGCUGGACUUUCUAGAGGUUUCUUGCUCCGCGUUGUAGUUUCUGGAGUUCUUGGUCAUUUACUGUGGCUGUCAAUAUUUUAUUAUAUGGUUCUUCAUCUACUACGACUGGACUUUCUGGAGGUUUCUUUCUCCAUGGUUGCAGUUUUAGGAGUUCCUGGUCAUCUACUGUGGUUGUUGAUAUUUUUCUGAUAUGGUUCUUCAUCUAUUGCUGAGUUGAUGAUUCUUCUGCCAUGCAUGUUGUUUUUCAUCUGCUGGUGCUGGUGCUGGUGCUGGUAUAUGCUCUGCUACUGCUGAGUUAAAGGGUUGUUUGUUGUGGUCAGCGUGGGCUGUUGUAAUAUGUUCUUUAAUAGAAUCUUUUACUAUUGUGAUCUACAUGAGUUGCUGUGUUUAGUAUAUGGCACUGAGCAUGAUUUAUUUCAUUGGAACAGUGAUCUGCUAUGGUGUCGAAUCACAGAAGAUAUUUGCUCUUGAUUGAUUCUGAUUGCUGCAUCAUGAUCAGCUAUUUGUUUACGAUAUUUUUUUUAUCGGAAUGAUUUCUAUGGUAUCUGUGAUCAGAUCUGAGUUGCUCCCUCUCUGCAAUAGUUACUGAUAUCAGGUCUCAGUGUGAUUUGUAAUUCUUUCUGAAUGGUCCUGCAACUGUUGUACUAUUAAUAUUAUUGGUGCUUAUUUUCACUGCUAA
Messenger RNA from Macadamia integrifolia, 3566 nucleotides. Its product is annotated as pentatricopeptide repeat-containing protein DOT4, chloroplastic-like. The record is from RefSeq and is a predicted model, not a curated record. Gene Ontology annotation, biological process: RNA modification. Gene Ontology annotation, molecular function: protein binding; RNA binding. NCBI's taxonomy places the organism in Eukaryota, Viridiplantae, Streptophyta, Magnoliopsida, Proteales, Proteaceae. The transcript has 4 exons. The coding region runs from base 56 to 1873 and encodes 605 amino acids.